AAAGGAGUGUGGGUGUGCAAACAGCAGGUUAACAGGGGCAUUUAAGAGUUGAAGCCAGCUUUACUGUUGUCAGAGACGAUGAGGAUGUUUCACAUACUGAGUGCCGUGUUCACUGUCACUCUCCUAGCGAGAGGUUGUGAUGCACAACUUUCAGUAUGUGGCAGGCCUACAUUAUCCACUAAAAUAGUAGGAGGACAGAGUGCUACUGCUGGUGCUUGGCCGUGGCAGGUCAGUCUUCACAGUACCUAUCAUUUCUGUGGUGGAUCACUCAUUAACAAUGAAUGGGUCCUGACAGCAGCUCACUGCUUUUCCAGUAUUACAGCCACUGGCCUGACUGUGCUCCUGGGUCUACAGACACAGUCAGGAUCAAAACCAAAUUCGCUCAGCCGUACGGUCUCUGAAAUCAUAAAGCAUCCAAACUAUGACAGCAACACUCAUGACAAUGACAUCACUCUUCUGCAUCUGUCUUCACCUGUGAAUUUUACUGACUAUAUAAAACCGGUCUGCCUUCCGGCAAAUGACAGCACAUUCUACAAUGGCACAUCAAGCUGGGUCACUGGAUGGGGAAAUAUUGGCUAUGGUGUUAGUCUGCCUUCACCACAAACUCUUCAGGAAGUAAAUGUGCCUGUCAUUGGAAACAGAAAGUGCAAAUGCCUUUAUAGUGAAAAUAAGAAAAUCACAAACAACAUGAUCUGUGCUGGACUGAUGCAAGGGGGGAAAGACUCCUGCCAGGGGGACUCAGGUGGACCUAUGGUCAACAAACAGGGCUCAGUCUGGAUCCAGUCUGGGAUUGUGAGCUUUGGAGAAAAGUGUGCUUUACCUGACUUUCCUGGUGUGUAUACCCGAGUUUCUCAGUACCAGAGUUGGAUCAACCAGCAUAUCACCACCAACCAGCCAGGCUUCAUUAAGUUUACCACCAAUAGGUCUGACAGUGACCUAAGUGUGAGCUGUGCCAGUGUACCCGCCAUUACAUCAACUGCUGCACCUGUAACUGUUACGACCCCUGCACCUUUGGUGUGUGGAAUGGCCAAACUGAACACUCUUGUUGGAGGAGAUAACUCGCCCGCAUCCUCUGGCACAUGGCCUUGGAUGGCCAGUCUACAAUUUAACGGCAGUCACAUCUGCGGAGGAACGAUGGUUGCAGAGCGGUUUGUCAUGACCACUGCCAGCUGUUUUUCCAGAUCAACAAAUUCAUCCCAGUGGACUGUGAUCCUGGGCCGUUUGAAUCAGAACGGUUCCAACCCCAAUGAGGUCUCCGUACAAGUCGCCAACAUCACCAUCAGCAAUUUGACAGGUGACAACAUUGCUGUCGUGCAGCUGGCCAGCGCACCAAAACUCUCAAAUUAUAUUCAACCGAUAUGUGUGGACCUGGGAGGUAGUUCCUUCAAUGUUAAUGCUACAUGCUGGACGGCAGGCUGGGGCUCAGGAUCAGUUACCCAAACCCUUCAACAAAUCCAAACCACUGUUGUGAAUUGUGGGAACUCAUCUUCAAACAGCAGUAUUUGUACAACUGCCAUGAACUUACAGGAGGGUUAUCAGGGUGGUCCUCUGAUGUGUAAGCAAGGUCUGUCAUGGAUCCAGGCUGCUGUUGUGACGAUACAAAGCACAAACACAAGCGUCAGUAACUCCGCAGCAGUGAGCCGGAUCGUUCGCGCCCAAGAUAUCCAGGUCUUCACUAAAACCUCAAGCUAUUCAUCAUUCCUGACGUCUGUGGUGGGUUCUUUCCCCCCCAAACAAACAAACAGCACAAACAGCACAAACAGCACAAACAGCACAAGCGCAGCUGUAGGAAGCACUGUAGGAAGCACCACGAAUUCCUCCACCAGUGUGUCUCCCUUUUCUUUAUGUUUUACAACUGUACUCCUGUUUUCACUUUCAGCGCUCCAGAUCUUUUUGAAGCCAGUCUUACUGUUGUCAGAGACGAUGAGGAUGUUUCACGUACUGAGUGCCGUGUUCGCUGUCACUCUUCUAGCGAGAGGUUGUGAUGCACAACUUUCAGUAUGUGGCAGGCCUACAUUAUCCACUAAAAUAGUAGGAGGACAGAGUGCUACUGCUGGUGCUUGGCCGUGGCAGGUCAGUCUUCACAGUACCUAUCAUUUCUGUGGUGGAUCACUCAUUAACAAUGAAUGGGUCCUGACAGCAGCUCACUGCUUUUCCAGUACUUCAACUGCAUCCCUGACUGUGCUACUGGGUCUACAGACACAGUCAGGAUUAAAUCCAAAUUCGGUCAGCCGUACGGUCUCUCAAAUUAUAAAGCAUCCAAACUACGACAGCAACACUAAUGACAAUGACAUCACUCUUCUGCAUUUGUCUUCACCUGUGGUUUUUACUGACUAUAUAAAACCGGUCUGCCUGCCGUCAAAUGACAGCACAUUCUACAAUGGCACAUCAAGCUGGGUCACUGGAUGGGGAAAUAUUGGCUAUGGUGUUAGUCUGCCUUCACCACAAACUCUUCAGGAAGUAAAUGUGCCUGUCAUUGGAAACAGAAAGUGCAAAUGCCUUUAUAGUGAAAAGGAGACAAUCACAAACAACAUGAUCUGUGCUGGACUGAUGCAAGGGGGGAAAGACUCCUGCCAGGGUGACUCAGGUGGACCAAUGGUAAGCAAACAGGGCUCAGUCUGGAUCCAGUCUGGGAUUGUGAGCUUUGGAGAACAGUGUGCUUUAGCUAACUAUCCUGGCGUGUAUACCAGAGUUUCUCAGUACCAGAGUUGGAUCAACCAGCAUAUCACCACCAACCAGCCAGGAUUCAUUACGUUCACCUCCAGUGGUACUGACAGUGACCUUAGCGUGAGCUGUGCCAGUGUACCCGCCAUUACAUCAACUGCACCUGUGGUGUGUGGAAUGGCCAAUCUGAACACUCUUGUUGGAGGAGAUAACUCACUCGCAUCCUCUGGCACGUGGCCUUGGAUGGCCAGUCUACAAUUUAACGGCAGUCACGUCUGCGGAGGAACGAUGGUUGCAGAGCAGUUUGUCAUGACCACUGCCAGCUGUUUUUCCAGAUCAACAAAUGCAUCCCUGUGGACUGUGAUCCUGGGCCGUUUGAAUCAGAACGGUUCCAACCCCAAUGAGGUCUCCGUACAAGUUGCCAACAUCACCAUCAGCAAUUUGACAGGUGACAACAUUGCUGUCGUGCACCUCGCCAGCGCACCAAAACUCUCAAAUUAUAUUCAACCGAUAUGUGUGGACCUGGGAGGUACUUCCUUCAAUGUUAAUGCUACAUGCUGGACGGCAGGCUGGGGCUCAGGAUCAGCAACACAAACCCUUCAACAAAUCCAAACCACUGUUGUAAAUUGUGGGAACUCAUCUUCAAACAGCAGUAUUUGUACAACUGCCAUGAACUUACAGGAGGGUUAUCAGGGUGGUCCUCUGAUGUGUAAACAAGGUCUGUCAUGGAUCCAGGCUGCUGUUGUGACGAUACAAAGCAACAGCACUAACACAAGCAUCAGUAACUCCACAGUAGCGAGCCGGAUCGUUCGCGCCCAAGAUAUCCAGGUCUUCACUAAAACCUCAAGCUAUUCAUCAUUCCUGACGUCUGUGGUGGGUUCUUUCCCCCCAAAACAAACAAACAGCACAAGUGCAGCUGUAGGAAGCAACCCGAAUUCCUCCACCAGUGUGUCUCACUUUUCUUUAUGUUUUACAACUGCACUCCUGUUUUUACUUUCAGCGCUCCAGAUCUUUCAUUGUGAUUGAAAUCAGUGAAGUCUGAGUAGAAACAUUUUGAUUUACCUUGAAUGUGACUGUAAAAUGUGACGAAUAAUGCAGGUUUUCAUUCAAUUCAUCUGACUGAUUAUAGGCUGUUAAUGCUUUAAUCAGAAGACUUUCAUAUUUCUUUUUUACUUGACUUAAGAGAAAUAUUCUUGUACAGAGAUCAGUUGUUAUAUCUUACCGGCUGUAAGUUCAGAAUGACUGCUUAAGUUUAAACUGUAACCCGGGCAUUUUUCUUCUACUGUCACAUUGCAUUGUACUGUACAAUUUGCAUUGUAGCAUUUCUAUGCAAUCUUGCACUUUAUGGUAAUGUUCCAGUGUUUCAGUGCUAAUAGCUAAAAUACUGCUACUGUAUCAUAUUUAACACAUUACCUCAAGCUGUACCACACUUGGGUCAUUGCUGUAAGUAAAUAAUGAUCUAAAUUAGAGAAAACUUCAGAAAAUAUUCUAUGAAAAGAUUUGCUAUGAUUUCCUAUGAGCAAACUCUUUUUACCGCAGUUUUCUAAAUGUGAACUGUAAAAUAAUCAAAUGUUUGUAAGUUAACUUUUUUUUACUUUGAAAUGAAAAUAUAACAUUGAUGCUAAAGUCA
This is a messenger RNA of Paramisgurnus dabryanus, 4294 nucleotides long. The record is from RefSeq and is a predicted model, not a curated record. Lineage: Eukaryota; Metazoa; Chordata; Actinopteri; Cypriniformes; Cobitidae.